AGCGGCGGGGCCGGAGCGGCGCGGCCGGGGCGGCGGGCGCACGGAGCGGCGGGCUGAGCGCGGCGCCCGCGGCGGGCGGCGGCGCGAUGGCGGAGAUGGGCAGCAAGGGGGUGACGGCCGGGAAGUUCGCCAGCAACAUGCAGAAGAAGCUCACGCGCGCGCAGGAGAAGGUCCUCCAGAAACUGGGCAAGGCCGAUGAGACGAAGGACGAGCAGUUCGAACAGUGUGUCCAGAACUUCAACAAGCAGCUGAAUGAGGGCACCCGGCUGCAGAAGGACCUCCGGACCUACCUGGCCUCAGUUAAAGCCAUGCAUGAGGCCUCCAAGAAGCUGAACGAGUGUCUGCAGGAGGUGUAUGAGCCCGACUGGCCCGGCAGGGACGAAGCAAGCAAGAUUGCCGAGAACAACGACCUGCUCUGGAUGGAUUACCACCAGAAGCUGGUGGACCAGGCGCUGCUGACCAUGGACACGUAUCUGGGCCAGUUCCCUGACAUCAAGUCGCGCAUCGCGAAGCGGGGCCGGAAGCUGGUGGACUACGACAGCGCCCGGCACCAUUACGAGUCCCUCCAAACUGCCAAAAAGAAGGAUGAGGCCAAAAUUGCCAAGCCUGUCUCGCUGCUUGAGAAAGCCGCCCCCCAGUGGUGCCAAGGCAAACUGCAGGCUCAUCUCGUAGCUCAAACUAACCUGCUCCGAAAUCAGGCCGAGGAGGAGCUGGUCAAAGCGCAGAAGGUGUUCGAGGAGAUGAAUGUGGACCUGCAGGAGGAGCUGCCGUCCCUGUGGAACAGCCGCGUGGGGUUCUAUGUGAACACGUUCCAGAGCAUCGCGGGCCUGGAGGAGAACUUCCACCGGGAGAUGAGCAAGCUCAACCAGAGCCUCAACGACGUGCUGGGCGGCCUGGAGAAGCAGCACGGGAGCAACACCUUCACGGUCAAGGCCCAGCCCAGAAAGAAAGCUAAACUGUUCUCGCGGCUGCGCAGGAAGAAGCCCAGUGACGGCGCGCCUGCGAAAGAGAACAAGAGCCCCUCGCCGCCGCCCGAUGGCUCCCCCGCGGCCACCGCCGAGGCCAGAGCCAACCACGAGCCCGAGCCGGCGGGGGCGGCCGCCCCCGGGCCUGCCCUGCCCAAGUCCCCGUCUCAGCUCCGGAAAGGCCCACCUGUCCCUCCGCCUCCCAAACUCACCCCGUCCAAGGAGGUCAAGCAGGAGCAGAUCCUCAGCCUGUUUGGUGACACCUUUAUCCCCGAGAUCAGCGUGACCACCCCCUCCCAGUUCGAGGCCCCGGGGCCGUUCUCGGAGCAGGCCAGCCUGCUGGACCUGGACUUUGACCCCCUGCCCGCGGCGAGCCCCGUGAAGGCGCCCACGCCCUCCGGUCAGCCCAUCCCCUGGGACCUCUGGGAGCCCGCAGAGGGGCCAGCUGGCAGCUCACCUCCCAGCGAGCCCAACGCUGCCGAGGGCACCUUUGCCGUGGCCUGGCCCGGCCGGGCGGCCGAGCCAGGGCCUGCCCAACCGGCAGAGGCCUCGGAGGCGGCAGGAGGCACCCAGGAGCCCGGGGACACAGCAGCCGGGGAAGCAGCCUCGAACUCGCUGCCGGCCGUGGUGGUGGAGACCUUCUCCGCGGUGAACGGGGCGGUGGAGGGCAGCGGCGGGGGUGCGCGCGUGGACCUGCCCCCGGGGUUCAUGUUCAAGGUGCAGGCCCAGCAUGACUACGCCGCCACCGACACGGACGAGUUGCAGCUCAAGGCGGGGGACGUGGUGCUGGUGAUCCCCUUCCAGAACCCCGAGGAGCAGGACGAAGGCUGGCUCAUGGGCGUGAAGGAGAGCGACUGGAACCAGCACAAGGAGCUGGACAAGUGCCAGGGCGUCUUCCCCGAGAACUUCACGGAGCGUGUGCAGUGAGGCCGUGUGCGGGGCGUCUGUGUGAACACCUUCUCCCCAAGUGUGUGUGUUCUUUUUUUUGUUUUUGAACUUUUUGGAGAGCAAAGGGAAUCGAGGAGAGACCUGAGCCGAGAGGCGUCUCCCGAAGAGGAGGGGGCUUUCCGAAGAGCCGGUCCGGCAGCGGGAGUCGCCAGCCUCCGAUGCUGCUGUCCCCUAGUUGAGUUCCUGGCUGCCGCCACCGCCAGCGCCCUCCGGGGUCCACAGCCGCGUCCGGCCCGGUGGGCCCCGGCUGCGGAGCCGCCGCGCUUGCCUGAAGCUUUGGCUGAGCCACCUGGCCAGGGUCCUCCUUUCCUGCCCUGCUGGGCGUGGGGUCCAGUCCCCCUAGACACCUUAGGACCAGACCGCUGUCUGGCCUGGCCCUGCCCCGCAGGCGUCUGUGUGCUGUUUGACAAUAAACCUUAGUGUUCAAAACAAUGAGACA
Molecule: messenger RNA, 2352 nt
Organism: Pipistrellus kuhlii (Kuhl's pipistrelle)
Lineage: Eukaryota; Metazoa; Chordata; Mammalia; Chiroptera; Vespertilionidae
Gene: BIN1
Product: bridging integrator 1
Exons: 20
Coding region: 87-1892 (601 amino acids)
Biological process (GO): regulation of endocytosis
Cellular component (GO): synaptic vesicle; plasma membrane; cytoplasm
Molecular function (GO): tau protein binding; phospholipid binding
Source: RefSeq, a predicted model, not a curated record